Molecule: messenger RNA, 10424 nt
Organism: Pocillopora meandrina
Lineage: Eukaryota; Metazoa; Cnidaria; Anthozoa; Scleractinia; Pocilloporidae
Source: the annotation of a GenBank genome assembly
CUUUUCACGCCGCGGCCAUUUUAGUACACUUUUCGUCGUGUUUUGACUAGGUGGAAGCUCUUCAUAUCGCCAUUUAUGUACUUCAAGGUAAGUGCAUUUUAAAUAUAUUUGAUAAAGACGUGGAAAUGAUGUCGAGAUAACCACUCUGUAAAUAUUGAACGCGGAUGAAAAUCGCUGAUAUUUAGUGUACACAAUCCUGUGACGAGCUCUAGCUGUGCAAAUAUUUAUUGAAACCACAUUUUAUUUUGACAGUUGUGUCCUGAGAGGGUAGACUAGUCACGAGUAUGAACUAAAUACUGACUUAAAAUUUCAUUUUGGCAUUGCAAAACUACGUGAAUGCGUGAGUUUGAGAACCAAUAUGACAUCGAACAGAACACAUCGAAAUCCGCUGUGACGUGACCAGUGACAAAUCUGUCUACCUCAACCACAUCCGUUUCUAUUUUCAAACGUCAAAUUAUAAUCUGCUUAGUCCACUAAAUGGACCUAAUUGUUCACCGACUCAUUCUUUAUAUCUUGAACAAUUCGAUUUUGUUUCUUUCUCGCUAACAGAUCAUCGUAAAGAGCCUGCAAAUCGUAUCUGACUGUAGAGGUCGAAUUGUCAUGAAAAGUCAAAUAUCAAAUCUAUAUUACAAAAACAUUCGACUUCCCUUUUCGAUAUCUAAACCAAGGUCAUGUAUAUCGGUUUUAUCGCAUAUUCGAGCUAUAAUUCUAAAUCAAGUUAUAAAUCUAUCGCUUUCUUGAUUAUUUUAUUUGCGUUUGUCUCAAAAUGUUAAAAUGUUUCGAGCACUUUAUGCUCAGCCAUCAGCCUUAUUUGAUCAACCCCCGUCGAUUUUGUUUACAUUGUAAAUUAUCGUUUCGUUUCGUGUCAGCAAUGAUGAAUUGAAGCAAGCCAGCCAUUGUUCGACAUUUUCUUAAAGUUAUGUAGUCAUCUUCGAUACAAAUUAGCUGUCUCUGACAUUUCACAAAGAUUCAUUUUUGAAACCGAAAAUGUUUAAUUGUUUACGAUUAUUUUACAUGCUGUUGUGGAUUGUGAACGUAAACUGCUGGUUGCAUGCGGAAAGGCCGGCGUUGAUCCCGGUUUCCAUAGAAUAACAAGAUUACUGAGGAUGUGCCAAUCCCUUUAGAUAAGGAGCUUAUUCAAUCCAGUACACUCUUUCCCCGCUUCUCUAUCAUAAUGUCUCGGGAAGACUUAGGCAGCACUAGUGGUUGGAGAGAGGUAUUCUGAGAGGAAAGUGUAUUGCCCAAGAGCUCUUACUAAAAUUUCUAGCUUUUCUCUAAUAAAUCACCAGCAAAACUGCCAGAAUAUAACAGCAAAAAAGAAAUCAUAGUGAAAUAAUCACAAACAAAAGAUAAUCACAACCCAACAUGUUGAUAUGAAAAGCUGAUAAGAACCCACACUCACAGACAAUUGAAAGUAAAUACUAUAAAUACAUGUACUCAAAUAAGCCUUUGUUAAAUGGGAAUUAUUAAAUUCCAGUGUAUUAAGAUGAGUGAGGGCAUGUUAAAAACCUUCUGAGGACAAAACUGAAAUUUUCUACUUUUCUCUUUCACUGAUACCCAAAUGUUAUGAAUACCCUGAGUAGGGUACAUUUCUUGCAUUGGAAAACCUUUGAUAUUUAUAGUGGAAACUGGCACAGGCUUCCAAAUACGUGCAUAACCUGUCCUUAGGUGCUACCCUGCACAAAUAUCAGUAUACAAUAACUACAUUGGGGUUUUUCUAGGGGAAAAGGGAAAAGCAUGGCGCUUAUGGGAAAGGGGCUGGGAUGUUAUUAGAAAUUUGAAGUUUAAGGCAAGAUUUUAUUACUGUAGUAAUAUAAAAUUGGAAGUACAGAAAGAAAAUUACAUAUUAUUGGUAUAAUAUACUUGGACUAGUAUUGAAUUUGUAUCCUGUACUUGAAGCACUUGGUAAUGAUGGUAAUGGUGACUAUUUAGAGCAACAGCAAAUUCAAAUUACAUUAGUUAGAUGUUAGCUCAACAAUGAACUUUCUAGACUUUUAUUAAUCUUAAAAUCAUUCUGUUUGCCUGUUAUUCUGUUUCAAGGUUGAAAUUUCUCAAACAUGUGAAGUUCCCAAGAUGAUCAAGUUGUUGAAAACUUUAAAAACAUUUUAGUUGCCAAGCUGGUUUAUCUAAGGAGCUGGUCUGGCAUGAAUGAACCAGCGAAUGCUUACUCUGACUGAUGUUCAAAUUAAACAAAGUGAAAAAAGCCAUUAGCCCGAAAAAUCACAGCAAUGGACCAGACUUGCACACAACUGAAGCAACAAUUCACAGGUAAGUUUGCGUCAAAUCUGUUUUUCAGAGCUUUUGAUCGAUAAAUUUAUUCAUAAUGAUUACUGAUAAAUUGUGAAUAGUAUCAAGUGCCAAUAUCAAGAUACAUAUUCUCUCAACUGUGAUCUGUACAGUUGUUUUUGGAGUUAUAAGGAGUCUUUCAUUUUCGAUCAGAAAAUUGUAUACUUAUCGGUCCCUUUAACCACCUUACCUGAAAUUAAAAUGGAAAACUGUUAGCAUUUGUAUUUCUAACAAUUGCAUUGAAAGCUAAGCUAGAAAACAUGGUAAAUUUAAAAGUUAAAAACAGUUUUCCCAAUGUGAAUUUCAAAACUUAUGGUACUGGUAACUGUAAAUAAGACUAUAUAUCAAAAAGCAGCAUUGAUUCACAAUUCUAAGAGAACCUUUAAAAUUAGUAACUCUGAUUUCUCUCCAGACCUGGAAAACAAAGAGAUCUGAUCCUUACAAAUAUCCUAGAGGAGGGAAGUUCUGUUGAUGAACCACGAAGCUUUGAAAAAGAUGAACAGUAUUUAGAUGAAUGUCUAAAAGUACUUAAUGGCAGUCCUGAAGAAUUGCAGGUAAGCGAGAUGAUAACAACACACGAUCACAGCAAACGAAAAAACAUCCCUUGGACAAUCCAAACCAAAAAGCAUUAAUCUCAGAGUUGUGAACUAUCUGUAUGAUUUACUUUGUGAAUCACCCUUUAGUGCUGGCCUAUUUUUGGCAAGUCCAGGGCUGAGGGGUUCAAGGUUGAGACCUGACCAAGUUGGUUGUGUUGUGUUUUUGGGCAAAACACUUUACUAUCACACUACCUCUCUCCACCUAAGAGUAUAAAUGGGUGCUGACAAAUUGUCAAGGGGGUAACCUUGUGAUGGAUUGGGGGGAGGAGGUAACAAUACUCUUAGUCCCUUCAUGCUAAGGAAAUGGCUGGACGGGCUGCUUGGCUCAAGUAAAGAGCUCACCUUUUUUUUUCUAAUUGUCCUUGUACUAAUCAGCAUCUUAUAUUUUUAUUGGUAGGUGGAGGAAUGUGAUUUGGAGGAAUAUGAUUUUGAUGACUACAAUUCAGUUGCCAGCACAGCAUCACUACUUAACAUUCACGCUGAAUUAGCUCGAGAGGAAAACAAUGCCACCACAAGGAAUCAUAACCAGCCAUCCCAUGCUUUUUCAGCCAAUCAGAGUUCAGCAUCCAAGGCAUUUCAACCUGGGGGAACAGCAACUAAAGAUACUGUUGUCAAUGGCACUGAUGUAGUUAACAGUAGUUCUCCUUCUCAGCUGAGAGAACAGUUACUUAGAUCUGCUAGAAUUUCUAAAGUGCAAGCAUCUAUUUCAAAGGUGAAUAAUUGGGGUAAAUAUGGUGUGUUCAACACAGAUGAAUGGAAAGAACAUCUCCUUGAAGCCGCACAAGCCGGGGAUUUGAGAGGCAUGGUAAGAUAAACCUGUUGUCUUUUGGUUUUGAUUUUUCUGAUUUAUGGCAUUCAACAUAGCUGAUCACUUUAUGAACUUUUGGAAAUUAAAACAAAUGCAAGGUUAAAUUGAAUACCUCUUAGUUUGAUUGGUACUUCCACUGAAUGAUAGAAUGUGAUAGUUGUACUAGUAGUUUAAACCAAGGGAGGUCAAGUUGAACUUUUUUUUUAUAUCAUAUUCUGUUUAUAAAGGACGAAGCUGUGAUAAUAUACUUGACUGUCUUCCACUGUUUUAUCCAACAGCAAGAGGCUUAUAGCAAGCUUGGAGGAACUAGUGAAAUAGUAAUCAGAGUUACAGAUUCAUGUGCAAACACAGCUGUACACAAAGCAGCGCAGGCUGGUAAUAUUGCUUGCCUUCAGUGGCUUGUAGGAGAGCUCCCAAAUGACUGUGUGAGGAACAUUACAAACCAAGAUUACCACACACCUCUGGCUAUAGCAUUGAAGGUUUGAGUUCUAUGUUACUUAAAUCGUCAUGAUAACUGACAUCACAGUUUCACUCUUAACAUUACACAUGUUUGUUCUGUUUCUGACAUGGAAUGAAAAAAGCAGCAGCUAAGUUCAGAAUUAGUGAACUUAACUAUUUGACCUCUAAGUUUGACUACCCAAUUUCUCCUUACAGUUAUAGCCCCUUACACACUUGAAGGUCAUGAGAAUAAAGGAAAUGAUCAUCAUCUAAAGAAACUAUUGAUUUUUUAAUGAAUUCUCCUUAUCAUUUGCUGUAAACAUCAUGCUUAACCCAGCUCUAUACCACCAGAAUAAUUGUCCCUCAAUAAGGUGUGGAAAGGGAGACACCAAAGUAUUAUUGUUAGUACACUGGAUCUCUGUCUCAAAGGUGCAGCUAUGAUCUUUGUCUUUGUGGUAACUGUGUUAUAUUUUACAGCAAGGUGUUUUAAUCUCAAAGUGCCCCUUUCCACCCAAGAAUAUAAAUACCCUAACAUCAAUAUGCAUAUUCUCUAUACUGUUCUGCAAAUAUUUCCCUAGGUGCUUAUGAGGAGAACUUGACUGUCACAGUCAUGAGUGUCUUUAGUCAGUGAUAAUGUCACACAUCCUUGUGACCUUAGUGUUUGAUUCAGGGGUGACAUUGUGAAGACAAAUUUCUCACUCCUAGGGGUUUAAUGGUCAGGUGGCCUGAAAUGAUGGGUAAAACACAAUUUUGUACUUCAUUUUCACAUUUCCACAAACGGAGACACUUACAUGUGUGCCUUGUGCCCUGUUCACACUCAUUUUACUAUUGCUCAAGUGAACACAUUACCUUUACCCCUUAAAAAUGUUCAAGAUGCAAAUGUCAGUUCUCCACACCCUCUCUCGCACAGUUCUCAUAAUUUAAGCUCUGAGAAUUUGCCUCUUAAUUCAACAAUAUCCCUUACUUGAUAUUUUUCUUUCUUCUCUUCACUCUUAACCCUUUGCAUCCUAACAUCAAUAUGAAUAUUCUCCAUACUGUUCUCCAUACGUUUCUUAAGGUUGCAACAAUGAGAAUUUGUUCAACAAUCAGGAUUUGCUUCAGUUGGGGAUCAUUUCCUUUAUUCUUUGACCUUAAUGGUUGAUUCAAGGGUGAUAUUGUUGGGAGAAAUUAGAUGCUAGUCACUUGUAGGGGGUCAAAAGCUUAACUGACAUUGUAAGGAAGAAUUCCCUUCAGUCUUGCCUGUGCAGGCUCAACAACUUUACCUUGAAAUUGAAAGAUAUUUUUAUUUUUGUUUUUUUUAUUAAGCCAUUUACUUAUUUAUUACUCUUCUCUCCUUUUUUUUAGCAUGGAAGUGUUCAAUGUGCACAGUGGUUGCUGGAAAACACUUCCUCUGCUGAUGAAAUGUCUAGUAAUCCUGGCAGAUUAGCACUGAUCCAACUGACGAUUCAAAGUGGACAGGAUGAGUGUCUGAAGUACCUGUUGUCUUACAUAAGUGGCAAAUAUUUAGAGCUUGGUAAAAGGCGUUUUUUUCUGAUAAUAUCUGAUAAUUGAAUUUGUCUAUAAAUAUGUUUACUUAACAGGUGGCUUUUCUUAGCCUCAUUAAUGAGGGUAUAAUUUUCUAUCAUCUAUCUUCUAUCCUCUUUGCCUUUGGAUGUUUUUUCUAAGAGAAAUUUCAAAUGCUUCGGAAUUUGACUAUAGCAAUCAAAUAAGGAAAUCAAGGAGAUGUUGUCAUUUUGUUUCAAUAUGCGAUAGAUGAGUAGUGCGUAUUUUUUUUUGCAUUUCAGUCUCACCUCUCAAAGUGUCCUCUGACUUGUGGGAGUUUGCAUGUAUUGCAAUCUAUAUUAACCAAAAUCUAUAGAAUGCAACUCUAACCUCUUCAGCUUACAUUGAAGGCGUAUUCACGCCAGUCUAACUCUCAAAAUUUCUGCCGACCUUUGCUAAGUGUCUGGCCGCCAUCUUAGAUUGUCAAAUCGGGGGAAGAUUGGGGAGAGGAAACAUUUCAGUUAUGGGGGUGGUUGAUAGGUGAGGUGCUGGACAACAGGUGAACUCGCCCAAGAACCCCUCCCUCCCCUUCAGUUCCCUUGUAUGCCACCAGCUUUCUCCCUUUAUUCUCUGACAUUAUCUUUUACGAUGAAAUAUAAUUUUUUCUGACCUUUUAGCUUGAACACGUUUUCCUUGCAGAUGUGGCUGAUUCAUCUGGUGUCACGCUUGCCCACGUCGCUGCUAGGGAGGGUCACAUGACUUGUCUCCAGACCCUCGUGGAUCACAAUAUUGAUGUCACCACUGCCGAUAAAGAUGGGCGCUCUCCUGCUGAUUACGCUUACGCAGCCGGUCAGACCGGUUGUGCCCGUUACUUGGUAAUGGAAGAAUCGUGUUGGUUACUUUCCCAAAGGGUGGCGAAGUUACACAAAGAACUCAAAGAUUGCAAAGAGGAGAACAAAGACCUCAAAAAGAGGCUGGAAGUAAGUCAUCGCUUUUUGGUAAAUUAUGGUCGAGUUUCAUGUUCUUAAGUUGAGAGUUUUAACAGUGCGGUUGUUAUGCCAACAGGUUCUUGAAAGUCGUGCAAGAUCUGGUAUGCCUGACAGACCAGAGGCUGUAGGAGGAGAUCAGGUACGAUUAAUAUUUUUUUCGGUAAAAUUUCUCACAUAAAGAAAUAAUUUAAACCAAGUAAAUUAAAAGGCUGGCACUGUAUCAGAGAGCUUCUUCAGGGCCGACGCUAUUUACUGAUUAUAGCAUUGGCCCUAAAUAAGCCCUAUAUCGUCCCAUUUAAUAUGUUCUCUGUUGUAGUGCCUACCUGGCAAUUUUAUUUUUUAUUGCAUACGUUACGGUAUAGUCUGGUAAGAGUAUCUCAUCAGAAAGAGAUUCGGCAAAAGGUAGCGACUGAGUGUUACUAGAAUCAUGUUUCUAUUUGGUAUUUACUGGAAAGAACCCAUUGUGAAUUUCUAAAAUACCACGCUUUUAAAACAACGUUAGGAAACCUACAACGGUGUGCGUCUUUUAUCACCAAUAAUACAAAAUUAAUGCGGCCUGUAAAGGGUGUGUUUAGGUUAACUCUCUUAAGGUUGCGCUCGCCUGUAUGAGCCCUGUUCUAGUUUGAGUUUCAGUCUUAAGAUGAAUCCUAUCUUUUAAUUUCUUCUUGUUGUGUUUUUUUUUUCUUUCAGAGCGAUACAAGUAGCACUGGAGCUACGAAACCAAUGGACGAUGAGAUGGCUGCUAAAUCACAAGAUAGCCCACACAGUGAGAGAAGUCGGACCAAUGGUACGCCAGAUGGAGAAAGUCCCAAGGGAUUUGGGCAUGACAGGUGAGCAAAUCAAAUAUAGUACCCAAUCCAUUUGAUUUUUUUUUUUAUAGACUUCAUACUACCCGAAAUAACGGUAGAAACCAGUGCUCACACAUUUCCUUUACAAGCAUCGACGGGGACAAAGCCACCACGCGGAGCUUGGAGUGCUCUCAAACCAAAACAAAACGGAUCACUGCAGUCAAUUAGAACAAAAGAAGACCUAACAAGACCCAACGAGGAUGAAAAACCCUCCGCCGCACAAAUAGCUGACAGUACAUUUAAGUCACCUCCUCUCGAACCAGGUGACGGUGGACUGUAAUGAACUGGUAUCUCGUCUUGAUGUAACUGUCAGUGUUCAGAGGAGUGUUGAAAGUAAUCUGGGAUCACAACUCGGUUCAAUACAUAAUUCACUUCGCUCUGCCAUUCGUCGAGAAAACUUGCGCCACCUUCUCAACCGAUCAGAUGCAAAGGUAUUCGUCGACUUGGGGGGAGUGGGGUGGGGGGGGGACCGUUCGUUCGCUCUGAAGAAGGACUAACGCUCGAAACGGCAGCUUUAGGAACUCUUUACGGUUACCAAUUUACAGUAUUAACUCAGUUGAAAUACCCCUCACUUCCGCAACACUACAGAUUUUUGGAAACCUACCCCGUUCUUUUGUUUAGUUAAGUAAAGAGAUUGCUUUAAGAAGGGAAUAACAGACUGUCUGCUUUUAACUUUAUUUCAUACGGUUUCUUUCUUGUGCCACUUAGAACUGCAUAUCGCUAUCACGUCAACGGAUCAGAUCAAAGCCCUGAACAAUGGCAUCAGCAGCAAAAGCGUAAUACUGAUGGUGCGACAGUCAUGAACAAAGAGGCUAAAGUGAAGAGUGCUCGUCAGUUUGAAGAGUUAAAAAAUCUUAGACAAACGAGUGCAAGGGGAAACAUAGACUCCAGAGGUUCGGGUGUCUCUUCACCAACGUCUAGGUCCGAGACCGCAGUGACAGAUACCUCGGCCAUGCAGUAUGUAAUGGCGUAAGUGUUUUAGAAGAGAGAAAACUUGAGCCAGCGUGAGUAGGUUUGAGAGCGGAGUGAUUGCAGGAGAUUAAAGCUUUUAGUUUCGUUCGAGACUCCUCUAUGAACAAAAUAUGCUCGAUGAUAUCUUCGAAACCUCAAGUAUAUAAAACGAAGAUUUUUCCUAUGGUUUAACGAUACUACUUUUUUCAUUGCAAACUCUCUUAGAAGUCUUCUAAGACCAAACAAAUCUCGUCAACAAAGCUGCGCUAUUUUUUUUUUUGUGUGAAAAAUGAUGAAAGAUACUUGUUUUCGAGCAACACCACAUCAACAUGUGCAACAACGACAAAUUACAAAAAGCUCCUCAGGCGUUAUAUGGGUAAUCCUGACUAAACAUCCAUAUUGCUAAGUAGUCUAAACUUUCGGCGGGGUAUGCAUGGUGGGAGAUAGAUGGUUUUUUAUGUAUUUAUUUAUUCACAUUUUACCUUAGAUAUGUAUAUAAUUAUCUCUUAUUGUAGGAAACAAAUUGCGGCUAACACUCGCAGACUUGUUGUGUCGAAACAUGCUCAAAAGGUGGAGGAAUCAUCGCUGAUCGUGACCAAAUUGACACCUGACAGAGUUGGUGGCUUGUCUUUGGAGCAGCCGAGCAUAAAAGGUAUUUUCCAUGUGCCAAGCAAUAGCUCACACAUGAAUUUCACACCUUUGAAUUUCCUAACUAAUUCCUCCUCAGUUCUUUGUAAAGGUGUGUUGAACACGUUUUAUUUCCCUGGCAUAUGUGCAAUUAGUUGUCGUCCAUUCGUUUGAAGUUCGAGUUUGAGUAAAACACUUUACAUUCAACCUUAAAAAUCAUUCAUUCCGAAGGUUCUAGUCUACAAGUCCUACCAACCGACAAUUAUUAUUCCCCGUCGUCAUCUCGAUCCCAUUCUCCUGCUCGGACAGACUCGACAUCUGGAAGCCGACCAAACUCUGGCACAUAUACUGCGAAAGAAAAGAGUGACGUACAAAUAAGAGCUGUUCAAGACGAGAAAAAAUCUGCAAGUGAAACAGUUAGAGUGGGCACACCUUCAAGGUUACGAUCACUCCCUAAUAGACGUAAAUCUCCUUCGUUUAGUUCUGAGAGCACAGUUACAAGCUCGGACAGUGAUGCUGAACGUAAUGGAGAGCGUAACAACGGACUACGGUCUCGAAGGGGGUACCCCCUGUCGAGUCGAUCGAAAGAGCACAGCAAGAAUUUAACGAAUUCAAGGCAAAUUUUGCAUAGACAAUCCUCCGAGGUUGGGAGCGCAGAGACGAAAACUGUUUCGUGGAAUGAAUCACCGAAUGAGUUCAGUGUAUCUAAUAUGAAGACAGACAUGUCUAAUGAGAAAUCCCGCGAACCGCCUAAACCGCCGGCGCGGACAAGCAGGAUUCCUUUGCGUGGUACUGGUACGAGUGGGUAUGGUCGAGUGAGUCGAAGUCCUUUGUCUAGGAACGGAGUCAUGAAAAGUGUGGAGCAUAUUUCUAUUCCGUCUGUAGUUAUUCAACAACCUGUCCAAUCUGUCCCGGUAGGUUAUGGCACCAUUUGAGAGCUUUAAAUCCUCUUUGUUGGUAUCGUUAUAUUUUAUUUUGUAGCUGCUGCCUGAGGAAACCGUCGCAUAUUUUUAAGGCCGACUCUCACUUUUUCAACCAGCGUGGCAACAUAAGCUUUCAUAGUAGCUUUUACUAGCGUACUCAGAAGCUGUUAGUUUAAAAGACUGGAUAGGUUUGAGGAAGGUGGUUUUAAACUUUAGGACUCUCUCAAACAUGCUUUAAAGGGAACAUGUGUUUGAAGGGAGAAAUGUUCUUGUCUGUUGUCGGUGGAAGUUGCACGGUCGUGUCUCGUGUUAAGUCGUUGUUCAUAUCUUCUUGAUGAGUUUUGUCAAAACCAAGGUCUUUUUUGCGUCAAAAUAACUGAUCAAUUCCUUUUUUACUCUCGAAAUAGGAAAACCUUGGAUGUGAAACGUUACCCUAUUCGUUUGAUGGAUAUCAACAGGACGACAGACCAUGGUAA